This is a messenger RNA of Ziziphus jujuba (common jujube), 2073 nucleotides long. Its product is annotated as protein DETOXIFICATION 56. The record is from RefSeq and is a predicted model, not a curated record. The transcript has a single exon. Gene Ontology annotation, molecular function: antiporter activity; xenobiotic transmembrane transporter activity. Gene Ontology annotation, cellular component: membrane. Gene Ontology annotation, biological process: xenobiotic detoxification by transmembrane export across the plasma membrane. Lineage: Eukaryota; Viridiplantae; Streptophyta; Magnoliopsida; Rosales; Rhamnaceae. Bases 321 to 1841 code for a protein of 506 amino acids.
UCAUCUUUUCCUCCAGCAGAGACCAAAUAGACAUUAAAAUCCAAUAAGAUUCUGUAAGCAUCGAUUUUGGCACUUUGCAUUCUCAUCCUCCACUAUAAAUCCUCCACCAUCUCUCACUCUUCCUUAAUUGGCAGUUAUAAAUAAAAAAGCCCAACAAGUUUGCUUGUCCUAUAUCUAUAGAAAAACCAACCUUCAUGAAAUCCAUGCACUCAUUCAUAAUCUACCUUAUCUAAAUAAAAGUAGUGCUCGAAUACCAAUCCUUUACUCAAAGAAAUUUUAUAUUUAGGACGAAACCUAGAUAGCCAUUUAGAUCAUACAUAAUGUAUGAAACAUCUAACCUGGAAGAGAACCCUAGAGAAACAGCUUCUCAGCCAGUCUCUUCCCCAUCAACUCAAAAAUGGCCAGCCAACUAUCCAAUGAUGAUGCUCAAAGAGCUAAAAACACAACAGAGAAUAGCUCUUCCAUUGGUGGCCAUGAAUUUGACAUGGUUUGCCAAGAUAGCUAUCACAACAGCUUUUCUAGGCCGGCUCGGAGAGCUCCAAUUGGCUGGUGGAACUCUUGGUUUUAUGUUUGCCAAUGUCACUGGCUUUUCUGUCUUGAACGGGCUCUGUGCAGCCAUGGAACCAAUAUGCGGCCAAGCAUUUGGAGCAAAAAAUUUCAAACUCCUUCACAAGACCCUUGUCAUGACAGUCUUCUUGUUAAUACUCGUGACAAUUCCUAUCUCUUUCUUGUGGCUAAACGUGGACAAGAUCCUAAUCCAUUUUGGACAACAAGAAGACAUUUCACUUGUUGCAAAGAGAUACCUUUUCUACCUCCUCCCUGACUUGGUAAUCACUUCAUUCCUCUGCCCUCUCAAAGCCUACUUGAGCUCCCAAAGCAUAACAAUUCCUAUAAUGUUUAGCGCGGCUUUGGCGCUUGCCUUUCACAUACCCGCCAACAUCUUACUAUCAAAAGCGAGAGGUCUUGAAGGAGUUGCAAUGGCUGUGUGGAUGUCUGAUCUCAUAGUUCUAAUUCUACUGGCCGUAUACGUCGGGAAGGUGGAAAAUGCAAAGGAAGCGAGAUGGAAGGAAGGGGGAUGGUUGAACCAAAGUUAUCAAGAUUGGAUGAGGCUUCUCAAGCUUUCUGGACCCUGCUGCCUCAUCACUUGCCUUGAAUGGUGGUGCUAUGAGAUUUUAGUUCUGCUAACAGGGCGGCUUGCCAAUGCCAAACAGGCAGUGGGAGUGUUGGCCAUUGUGCUAAAUUUCGACUACUUGCUCUACUCUGUGAUGCUUUCUCUGGCCACAUGCGCAUCGAUCCGGGUGUCAAAUGAGCUAGGAGCAAACCAACCAGGUCGUGCUUAUCAUUCUGCAUACACCUCUCUGGCAUUUAGCGCAUUUGCAGGCUGCAUAGGAAGUUUGGUGAUGGUAGGAGCCAGGGGAAGUUGGGGACCUCUGUUCAGCCAUGAUAAGGGGAUCUUAAGAGGUGUGAAAAAGACAUUGCCGUUGAUGGCUCUGGUGGAGUUGGUAAACUUCCCAGUAGCAGUUUGUGGAGGAAUUAUGAGAGGUACAGCCAGACCAUGUCUAGCCUUGUAUGCCAACCUUGGUGGGUUCUACCUCCUGGCCUUGCCCAUGGGGGUGAUCUUUGCCUUCAAGGUCGCUCUUGGGAUAAGAGGACUGUUGAUUGGAUUUUUGAUUGGGGUGGUCGCGUGCUUGGCUUUGUUAGCGGUAUUUGUUGUGAGGAUCAACUGGUAUGAAGAAGCCUGCAAGGCACAAAUUCUUGCCUCCAUGGCUGACCAAGCUCCAGAAGAGAUAAAAGUUGGAAAUCAGAAAUCUGCAGAGACCGUCGAUGAUGCCCAAGUAUGAGACUAAAUAUCCAUAAUAAACAUAUCAACUGCAGUACAACCAAAGUUAAACCUCUAGAAAGAUAGAAUUAAACAGAACUCUGGACGCACAAAAUAAUCUUGACAUCCAAUGAAACCACAAUUGUUGUCAACACCUUUCUAGUUUGGCCUCUUUUGUAGUUAGAAGGGAUAAAUUCUCUUGUGAGCCAUUGAAAUUAUGCUUAACUAGUAUAAUCCAUCGCCACCUUGAACUU